Molecule: messenger RNA, 3946 nt
Organism: Erythranthe guttata (spotted monkey flower)
Lineage: Eukaryota; Viridiplantae; Streptophyta; Magnoliopsida; Lamiales; Phrymaceae
Source: RefSeq, a predicted model, not a curated record
CCUGAAAAAUGAUAUUCACAAACAUAAAGGAGCUGAACACAAUUUAUCAAAAUCAUUUGCUAAACUGAAUUAUUACUCUCGAACUCCGGCGUAAAAUCAGUAGAAAAAAUACAAGAUUUUCAAUUUCCCCCCCCUCCCCGAAUCGAGAAGGCAUAUGAAAUUCGAAAACUUGUUCGAGGGUCCAACAAUGGAAGACCAAAAACGGGACGUGGCGAAUGAGUUCAGUGUAUACGCACGGCCAGUUGUUGCUGGAGCGUGGAGAGGGAGGUUUAAUAUCCCGACUCAGAGUUUAGAUAUCAAUAUAGUCGGCCACGUCUCGAACAAAGCUUGUAUGAAAGUGUUGGAGGUAGUAAGGACAAUGCCCGGGUUAUUAUGCUUGGAAAUGAUUCCGCGCGUCGAUGUAUGGCCCACAUCCUUUAAUAGUUCUCCACCUACCGAACAAAGUGUUGCACUGUUUUUCUUUCCCGACGGAAGAGAUGAAGAUGUUUUUGAUAGCCUGCUGAGUUACGCAAUCUACACUGAUUUUGCCCUUAAAGCAAUGAUUGGCGACGCUGAACUCUUGAUAUUCACUUCUGUCCAAUUGCCCGGGAAGCUUCACAGAUUUCAGGGGAAACCAUAUUUUUGGGGAGCUUUCAAUCGAACUGAACACCAUGUCCAGAGUCAAAACCCUAAAGUGAGGAAGAGUUUAACUCCACAUUCAGGCAAACAAAGGAAAACCGACAACACAGGAAGCCCAAAAGCCAUUUCAAGCAAACAAAGUCCUUCAACAGAUGGUGCUAAAACUGAAAGGAGGGGGAGAAAAUUAGACGACGCUUGGGGGCAUGCCAAUCCAUUGGAUGUAUUGAGACAGAAGGCAGAGUGCAGAUAUUGUGGCUUUAUCUCUUCGCACGGAGGCAUUUCGCGCUUAAAGGCACAUCUCGGUGGAGGUCACCCUAGAAUUCGAUUACCAGGUUGCGAUAAAGUGUCGCCUCCAGUCAAGAAAGUGAUGUCUGAUUGGUUCAUCGAAUGGGUUAGAUACACCAAAGCUCUUUGGACCAAGGAAAUUAGAGCCGAAUUGGGAGUACAAGUUGAUGAAAUGGGAAGGCGAUAUGAUGUUUCUCUGGGACACACCAAGCCAUCGGAUGUAUCGCAUAAGAAGAAAGCAAAGAAAUCGACCGCUCUAUUCUCGCCCGAAACUAAGGGAGUCAUAUCCGGUUGGCCGAAUAGUUUGACAGUAUCUACCAUGGAAAUGUCUCAAGCAGUUAGUAUGGAAUCCGAAAGGAGAGGAAGACCGUUAGAUGGUGCAUGGGAGCAUGCAAAGCCGUUGGAUGAAGCUAGGCAAAAAACGCAGUGCAAUCACUGCGGUUAUGUUUCUUCGUACGGUGGAAUUUCCCGUUUAAAGGCUCAUUUGGCAGGCGGCUCUCAUGAAAUGCAGUUAGAGGGCUGCCCUCAUGUGCCGCCACAACUAAAAAGAGUGAUGGAAGAGUGGUUUAAUGAGUGGACGAAAAACUCAACCGCCACCUGGACAAGAAAGUCUCAUGAUGGCAGUGGCAAUCCUUCGAAGAGAGGGAGGCCAAGAGAUGACACAUGGGAUCAUGCUAUACCGUUGGAUGAGAUGGGAGAAGCCACGAGAUGCAAGUAUUGUGGUUAUGUAUCUAAACGAGGCGGCAUUGCACGAAUGAAGGUGCAUUUGGCUGGCGGAGAUCCAGCGGCGCAGCUGGUGAGUUGCCCUAAUGUUUCUUGGGAAGUCAAAACCUUGAUGGCUGCUCAAGGAAUCAAGAAAUACCCGAAGAAAUCGAAAGGUGUACCGAUGGAGAAUUACGAAUCCUCACAUGAGAGUCAGAGAAAAACGGGCGAAAUCAUCUCGUUCGAAAAACGACAUCACAUACUCAGAGAAACUCUUGACCAGAUCACAAAUUCGAGCGUGAAAGAUAGGCUUCAGAAAUUAAUACAAGGGAAGAGUGAAAAUCUGCAUGAGAUGCAAUUCGAAAUUCAAUCACUUGAGAGUCAGUUGGCUUCAAUGCCUUACUACUGCAGUACAUAUGUCUUUGCUUCUUCUCCUCUGUCGUCUGCAAAUUACUCUUCACUAGGGUUUACAAAAUAUCCCCAAAUACAACAACAGCAAAUUGAGAUUACUGGUUCUCGUUUUGGUUCUGCUUUUCCGUACUGUAUUAUUGGCUUGUGUGAUAAUCGACAUGUGUAUAAAUCCAUUACACAGGGGACAAUUUGCCUGCUGUGUGGCGAUAGGGGAUUCGCUAAGGCCUUUGUGGACUGUGUCAAUUGUCUCGAUGCUUCUGUGCACAUCUACUGUCUGGGAUUGGAUGUAGAAGAAACAUGUGAUGAAGAUUUUCGUUGGGUUUGUGAAGACUGUGAAACAGAAGCACAUAUAGUUUCUACGGAUAUUGAACGCUUUUCUAAAGAUGGAAAAAACGAAAACGAUCCCUCGGCAGUUCAAACAGAGGAGCGUGUUUACGAAGAUGGCGUUGAGCAGUCAUAUGAAGGUGUUCUCAUGCAAUUCCUGCGGAAGGAAUAUGCCAAGUGUAAUUGGCCGAGAAGGAGAAGUGUUAAAAGAUCAACUGUGAAGAAAUACAAGCACAGACUUUGUAACACACCUUCCAAACGAUAUUACGACAAACACAUAAAAACGGUCAUGAAGGAGUGCACCAGAUCAAAGGAUGAUUCUACAUUGUCUACUAAAGUGAAAAAAAGAGAGGGUCCCAGUUUAGAAGAUCAUUGUGCUGAAAUGGCUGUAGAAAAUGAUUUUCGAGAAAAUUUAGAUAUCUCGUCUGCCGUGCCAGUUGUCAUGCCAAUAUGGAGGGGAAGUUUCAAUAUUCGGAACGAAAAUCGUGAUAUAAUCGAUGGGAUUAUAGCUCACAUGUCUAGCAAAGCACGCGGAAAUGUAUAUGAUGAGGCGAGUCAGUUUCAAGUGGUGCUUGAUCUUGAAAUGCUUCCAGUAUCCGACGUAUGGCCCAAAAGUUUCGAGAAAUCUGAACCGAGCUGCGUUGAUAUCGCACUCUAUUUCUUUCCAUCUGAGAUAAGUGAACGAAUUUUCGACGGCUUGGUGGAGGAAAUGAUGCAUAAAGAGCUUGCGUUGAAAGCCUUUCUGCAGAACGGCGAGCUUUUGAUUUUCACUUCAAAGGAAUUGCCGAUUCUGUACUGGAGAUUUCAAGGCAAGUAUUAUCUAUGGGGAGUAUUUAGGGGUAGUAAGCAGAGCAACGAAUCGAAUUCUCAUUCAUGUACAGAGAAAUUGGAUGCGAUCAUUCCGAUAGCAACAGCACCUACAGAGUUCCUGAGUGAAACAGAUGGUACUAAAACUGAAACACGCGGGAAACAACUAGAUAAUGGUUGGUUACACGCCUAUCAAUUGGAUGCACCAAGAAUCAAGGCAGAGUGCAUUUACUGUGGAUUUAUUUCUUCGUAUGGAGGUAUUUCGCGCCUUAAGGCACAUCUUGCUGGAGUCCACCCCAAAAUCAGAGGGCUACCGGGUUGCGAUAAAGUGUCGCCUGAAGUGAAGAAAAUCAUGUCCGAUUGGUUCUGUGAAUGGGUGAAAAACUCGAAAGUUCUUUGGAACAAGAAAGUUAGAGCCGAAAUGGGAAGGCGAGGUGAUGUUGCUGUGGGACCCACCGAGCAGUCGGGUUUAGCAGCACGUAAGAGGAAAGCAAAGAAAUCGAUCGCCUUAUAUUCACCCGAAAUAGAAGCUAGCGAUAUUCUGUGUAAGAGGGGAAGGCCUACUGCACUCGAUCAGAUCACAAAUACGAGCGUAAAAGAUCGACUUCGAAAAUCAAUACAAGGGAUGAACGCGAAUCUACUUGAGAUGCAAUUUAAGAUUCAAUCACUUGAGAGACAGUUGGCUUCAAUGCCUUAGCAGAUUUUUGCACAUUGAUCCACAUUUCAUCUUUAGCUGAUUUUUUUUUUUAUUUUUUUUUCAAUCUAAGUUCAGAUAUAUGGAUGUAUCGUUGUCUUCCAA